AUGGAGUGGGAUGAAGAAGCUCCAGUACAGAAAAUUAUCAAAAUAGUGGUAUGUGGUGAUGGUGCUAGUGGUAAAACGUCACUUUGUGUACGAUUUGCCCAGGAUAAUUUCGGACGACAAUAUCAGCAGAUUUGGGAUAUUGGAGGACAAAGUAUUGCAAGUCCAAUGCUUGAAAAAUACAUCAACGGUGCACACGGCGCUGUUGUUGUUUACGAUGUUACUAACAGCUCUAGUUUUGAAAAUUUGGAAGACUGGAUUAAUAUCAUCAAGCAAGUUACCAAAGCUCAGGAAAAACCAAUUGUACUGAUGCUUGUUGGUAACAAAACAGAUCUGGAACAUCGUCGAGUCGUUCGUAUUGAAAGGCAUACCAAAUUCGCAUUGCAAUAUGGAAUGUCCAGUUAUUACGUAUCAGCGAAAACUGGUGACAGUGUCAUGCUUAUGUUCAGGAAAACAGCUGCUGAAAUCCUUGGAAUCCCGUUGGAACAAAAUGACAUAGAAGGAGAUAUCAUUGUUGUGAAAGCUUCUGUUACAACACCAACGGAAGCAGAAUCAAAAGCAUCACAGCGACAGCUGCGCGCUGAUCAGUCUCAUAGUACUACUGUUUGCUCAGUGAUGUGA
Messenger RNA from Acanthocheilonema viteae, 618 nucleotides. The record is from the annotation of a GenBank genome assembly. NCBI's taxonomy places the organism in Eukaryota, Metazoa, Nematoda, Chromadorea, Rhabditida, Onchocercidae.